This is a messenger RNA of Sciurus carolinensis (gray squirrel), 3965 nucleotides long. It is a transcript of the gene Fam78a, whose product is annotated as family with sequence similarity 78 member A. NCBI's taxonomy places the organism in Eukaryota, Metazoa, Chordata, Mammalia, Rodentia, Sciuridae. The coding region runs from base 756 to 1607 and encodes 283 amino acids. The transcript has 2 exons. The record is from RefSeq and is a predicted model, not a curated record.
AACUUUGACGACCUGUCCUUUCCACCUCCCCGCAGGUCCUCCGCAGCCGCGGCGAACCAGGCGGCGGCGGCUGGAGCGCAGUCCCGGGGCCCCGCACGGCGGCCGGCGGCGACAGCGACAGCGGCGAGGGGCACGCGGCGCGCCCGCGAACCGGUGCCGACGGAGACCCAGCGAGCGCAGAGCCCGGAGCGCGCCUCCCGGGAGCCGCGGGUGGGCGCCCGGCUCCGGGGCGCCGGGACCUCGGCCGAGUGAACGGAAACCGCUCUUCAAUUGACUGGGCCCCGCCGGGCGGGCGCGUGUGCCCGGGGGAGCGCGUGCGGAAGGCAGAAGGGCAGGAAGUCGGUCUUCUGCAGCGAGGGUGGCGCGACCGCGCGGGGACCGAGCCUUCCUUAUUUAUGUGUCUGCCAGCACUCGCCUGCUUCCUCCGAGGACUUCAGGGAGAAUCUUCGAGCUGCUGUCCCCGCGUGUGAGGCCCGGAAAGGCUGGAAGUCAGAACAACAUGCCUAUCCACUAAACUCCAAACUUUUUCUUUUUUUAAUCCAAAGAAUAUCGGUGAUUUUUGUCCACUGCUAGGAGAAGAAGAAGAGAGCCCAGGGCUCUUGAGAUGCAGCAAAAUCCUUAUUUAUAAACAGGCCGAGGUAGUGAUAUGCAAACCCCCUGGACCCAGUGAGUGUUCUAUCCUAUGGAUAUCAGUUUUGAGGUUUGAGAUUGGAUUGCAUCCCUUUGCACUGGGUCCCGCCGCCUCCAUCCUUUCAAUGCCCUGUUUUCUCUGGGACUGCUGGCCUUCCCUGGAGAUUACAGUGGUCCUGUGUGCCAUGGGCUGUAUUCAGAGCAUCGGAGGCAAAGCCAGAGUCUUCCGGGAAGGCAUCACCGUGAUUGAUGUGAAAGCCUCUAUCGACCCCAUCCCCACCAGCAUUGAUGAGUCCUCCAGCGUGGUGCUCCGCUACCGGACUCCACACUUCCGGGCCUCGGCCCAGGUGGUCAUGCCGCCCAUCCCCAAGAAAGAGACCUGGAUCGUUGGCUGGAUUCAGGCGUGCAGCCACAUGGAGUUCUACAACCAGUACGGAGAGCAGGGCAUGUCCAGCUGGGAGCUCCCGGACCUUCAGGAGGGCAAGAUUGAGGCCAUCAGCGACUCGGACGGGGUGAACUACCCCUGGUACGGCAACACCACGGAGACCUGCACCAUCGUCGGCCCCACCAAGAGAGACUCCAAGUUCAUCAUCAGCAUGAAUGACAACUUCUACCCCAGCGUCACGUGGGCCGUGCCGGUCAGCGAGAGCAACGUGGCCAAGCUGACCAACAUCUACCGGGACCAGAGCUUCACCACGUGGCUUGUGGCCACCAACACCUCCACCAACGACAUGAUCAUCCUGCAGACGCUGCACUGGCGCAUGCAGCUGAGCAUCGAGGUGAACCCCAACCGGCCCCUGGGCCAGCGCGCCCGGCUGCGGGAGCCCAUCGCCCAGGACCAGCCCAAAAUCCUGAGCAAGAACGAGCCCAUCCCGCCCAGCGCCCUGGUCAAGCCCAACGCCAACGACGCUCAGGUCCUCAUGUGGCGGCCCAAGUACGGGCAGCCGCUGGUGGUGAUUCCACCCAAGCACCGGUAACAGCCCGGGCGCCCCGCUAGGUUAGACUCAGACAGUAAUUCUGCUCAGAACAGAACCCAAAUGCACUCUUGGUCAUUCAGCAAAUACAACCACUCUACCUUCUGCAGCGGGCGGAUCUCACUGUGCUAACGCCCCGCCGCCUCGGCUCUUGCCACCUGCUUCCUGCGGGGCAGGGGAGACCCAGCGGGACGGACAGACCCCCAGGGUACCCUUCAGGGUCCCCUCUGUCUCCUUUCCUCUCCUUUCCUCUCGAUCUGUCCUUCACUUGCAGCCAAUCCCUGAAACACUGCUUUUUUUUUUUUUUUUUUUUUUUUCUUAACUCCUCUUUAAUGGGGUUCAGGGGCAGGAGGAGGAGGUGCUGAGUAUGGGGGAAGCCCAGGCCCUGGUGUACUGGGGGCGGCUCCCCUCCUGCCCUGGUCCUCUGCCACGCGGCCUUAUGUAGACUUGCUUUGCCAAACUUUUGCCUUAAGCCGAAUUUCAAGGAAGGAAAAACAAAAAAAGAAAACAAACGACACAGGAUCUCUCUCCUACUGGACUGUACCUCUUCUGCCGGAGGCAGAGGGUGGGCAUCGGGUCCAGGGAGAGAGCCACCUGAGCCCCUCUUCCCAGUUGUCCCGGAAGGGGGACGAGCAUGGAAAUUGAAGCCUGAAACCAGUUGCUUGUUCUUCUGUUUGGGCAGAAGCAGAUCCACAGGUUCUGCCCGAGAGCUCUCCUCAGCCCCGGGUAGACACCCACCCCGGGUUUGCCAGGAGGGGCUGGGAGCUGGGGCACAUCUGCAGGGCCCCUCUCUCUCCUCGCAGCCUUAACUCGCUUGGGGUGGGGGGCUGUGAGCAGUGGGCUGGCCCAGGGAAUGUUCACCCUCCCCGUCCCAACCCGUCCCCGGGUCUGCCACGUCCCCUCGCCCCUCCCGCUGUGGCUUUCCCUGUUCCCUCCACACGGGUCCCAGCGCCAUCAGGACAGGCCGGGUUUGAGUCUCAAGGGUAAGAGAGGCAUGCCUGUCCCUCUUUCACUGCACCUCAAGACUUGAAUUUGGUGGAGCCAGCACCCUUGGCUGGCUGUCCUCGGCUACUGCAAAGGAGCCAGCGCAGGGCUUCUGGAUCAUUCUCAGGGGAUGCCACUCCCAGGCUCUCUGGGGGAGGGCUGCAGACAGGCUCCAAGCCCCAGGGGUGACGGGAGGCUGUGGAGGACUCCGGAGCCAUGGGCGCUCAGGGGUCAGUGGAGCGCCUGCUCCUGUCCUCAGAGAAGGAAACCAGAGCAGGGCCAGAGGGUCGUCAAGCCAGUGCGGGGCCAGUGGGCACAGUGGCGGCCGGCCUUGGGGUCUGCUCUCUGGGACCCCAGGACUUGGUCUCGGGGGGCCGGCUGCUCCCGGGCACGCUCGGGCCCUUGCGCGAGCCGGGUUCCUCCAAGCUGGCCAAACCCCAUGUGCGUCUCUGGCCCUGCAGUCACACCCACAGUAACCAAGCACAGGAAGCCGUCGGACUAGGAAGACAACCCACUUCUGCUGCAGAUGAGCCACGGGUAGGAGUCUCAGUGAUGAUGUGAGGGACACAGGCACAACGUGCGACCUGUCCCUCAAGGGGUGCCCAGCUUGCGCCAGGAGGCUGUGCCCACCCUGGACACACUGGGCCAGAGCCACUGCUGGCGUGGUGCUUAGGGAGCCCCUGGCCAGGGUGGGGCCCUCCCCUGGAGCCGCAGGUUCCCUUUGUGUGUACGGAGGCCCGGCCACCAGAAAGGCUGUGGCCUUGAGUCGGGGAGCAAUGGGGUCCCAGCUCUCCUGCUGGGCCUCCUGGGUGGAGGCCCUUCUCUAACUCAGGUCUUUCUUGCACUAAAGCGGAGACGGGCCCGGGCAAGGCAUCAGGAGGCGGGGUUCUCAGCCUGGACUGGUCAUCACUAAGGGCCCCUCUUGGAGUGGGGCUGUGCGGGGGGCCUCAGCUGCUCGGGAGCACCGUGGCUCCUGAGCCUGCAUAUCCUGGGCGUGAACAGGCACUUGAGGCAGGGGCCAGCCCCCUCCCCUGCAUGCCCUGCCCUGCCCACCAGGCCCCUGGCCGUCAUCCCCAGCCCCUUCCUCUCCACCCUCUUGCCUGACUAAAGGGGGGCUGGCGAGACCCCAAGAGGAAGCAGGUCCGGCUGAGGACGCUCAGUGAGGCUUGCACCCAGGCCCCCUCUGACGUCCCCCGCCCCGGCGCUCACUCCUUCCAGCAAUAAGAGCCGUCUCUGGUCGUGGAGUGUACUGUGAAAAUGAGCCUGGGCCCUCGCCAGGAGGCGCAGGACUGGAGACGAUGUACAACGAGCCUUUUUAAAGUUUAAGAUUUAAAAACAAAGAUAAAGAGAAAUAAAAUUCAUUUUAAAGUAGGCCUG